Amoebophrya sp. A25 is the source of this 502-nucleotide messenger RNA. The record is from the annotation of a GenBank genome assembly. Lineage: Eukaryota; Dinophyceae; Syndiniales; Amoebophryaceae.
AUGACGGAAGAUGAUUAUUUGGAUUACACCCUUUACCCGCCGAUCUCAAAUCGCGGUCAAUAUCACCCAGACGAUGACACCCAUGACCUGGCGCUGUUGAAGGGGGAAUGGUAUUUAGUAGAUGGAUCUGUUUUAGUUUGAUGCCUUGUAGUUGCCCGAAUACUGAUUCGGGUCAAUUUGUUGUUGGUUGUAUUUGUACUGCUGGGUGACCCAGUUGUGGUGUAAGUAUGAAGAUCAUGAUGUUGGCUUACCUCAAAACUUCUCUCCGAAGACCUUCAAAACAUCUAAAACACUAUAAUCAAACAUCUCUUCUUCCAGGCACGAAUUCGAGGCUGAGUGGGCUUCCCGCGUCCUUCAUGUCGAGAACCUCGAGUCUAGCACCUUUGCUUCUGGACAGAGUCAGAAGGUCCAAAUCGAGAUCCCAGAUGUGAGUUCUUUACUCCAUGUGAUCGAUGGGCCUGAUGUCACGCGCUACCGGAGUUUCGACGAAAAAGAGCGACCG